GGUUUUGGCGAUUCGUCGACGAGUGCUAGUGGAGAAAAUACUUUCGAGGCAUUUAGAGAGCCUGUUACACAAGCCCCGACCGAGUGCUUCUAAGUUGCAGGCGAGUGUUUCGUGCCUGUCCUCCAAACGGGCUGAUUGUGAAGAAACUAUGAUACGUGGUGGUGAUUUAAAAUGCGAAUACGUGUGAAUCAGCGUGAACAAAUACCGAGCCGCAACAUGUCAAACGCUCAACUUGAUAUGCAGGACAAAAAAGACUUGGACAAGUUCACCAAAUUCCUUGCUCUAAAGGCGACGCAAAUCAUCGUGCAAUCGAGGUUAGGCCAGAAAGUUAACACGAAAUGCAAGCCGAAUUCAUCUGGCGCCGAUUGGUUCAAUCUGGCGAUACAAGACCUGCCCGAAGUUCUCACAGAAGCCAAGAGGGCUCUCUGCGGGGAAACAGUCAAUUCGAGGAUUCCUCUGUGUGUGGAAAUAUCUCUACGCACAGUCGAAGGAGACACCAUGGUCCUGGAGACAUGGAGUCUCGGCGUUUUACCGGAGCAAAGUGACCCUGCGAUCAGAUUAACUUACACGGUUUAUAACAGAAUGGGUACUCUAUUGAAGUCCUUACUCUCGGUGACCAGGGUGACGCCGGCUUACAAACUGAGUCGAAGACAAGGACCUGACUCUUACGUUAUUUGCUAUAGGAUUUACAUGGGGGAGCCACAGCUUCAUACGUUGGGUGAUAACUACAAACACGUCAGAGUUGGCCAGCUCUAUACUCCGGUUGGAACGAUCCAAUUAUCUGUAUCGUAUAGAACCAAAAUGACAAUUUCUCCUACUCAGACUGGUCGGGACAUUUUAAUGCUGAAGAGCGAUCACUUUCACUCAGAUCUUAGCCCAAGGCAUGCUCGCUACCAGCAAAGCGAAGAGAAUAAUACUUCCUUGAGUGACGUGAUAAAAGCUGGCGCAUUCGCAGUUAACAAGAAAGUGACUGUGAAUGAAGAGGAUCUGGUUAUACCAGAUGUUCCGUUUAGUUCUCUUCUGACUCCACGUCAGACUUCUCCACCGCCGAUUCCAUCUGCUGAGGAGCCAACAGUCCCGCCUCCGCCAGGAACUACUGCGCCACAAAUGGACAACAAUAAUGGCAAUUCGGAAAAAACGUUAAAUGGCAAUUCGACGCCGAAAUGUAAUUCGCAAAAUGGAUCGAGACGGAGCAGCUGUUCAAUGAUGAGCGCAAACGACGAUUUCAUUAUGGUAGACUUGAAAACACCAUUUGCUGGUACAAACACGAACAGUGAUCUUGGCACAUUUUAUAGAGAGUGUCAAAGCGCCCCGCAGCUUCAGGCUUUCACUGAAGAGAGAACACUUGCUGAGCAAGUAGGAGAUCUCACCGAGCAGCUGGAAACAUUUGAGACACACAUGCAUCAGUAUGAAGAUAUUUUAUCGUCGUUUUGUCACACAGAGAACAAUAACUGAAAUAAAUUAAA
This is a messenger RNA of Diprion similis, 1466 nucleotides long. It is a transcript of the gene Atg13, whose product is annotated as autophagy-related protein 13 homolog. NCBI's taxonomy places the organism in Eukaryota, Metazoa, Arthropoda, Insecta, Hymenoptera, Diprionidae. Gene Ontology annotation, cellular component: cytosol; extrinsic component of membrane; phagophore assembly site. The coding region runs from base 172 to 1455 and encodes 427 amino acids. The transcript is spliced from 5 exons. The record is from RefSeq and is a predicted model, not a curated record. Gene Ontology annotation, biological process: piecemeal microautophagy of the nucleus; protein localization to phagophore assembly site; autophagosome assembly.